UAAAGAAGUUCCCACAUUACUGUUACUGCUCGCAACCGCUGCUCUACAGACAUGGCUCUGCCACCUUUUUUCGCCCAGAGCCGUCAGGGGCCGCCGCCCCCGCAGCCACCGCCUUCCGCUCCAUUCGGCUGUCCGCCCCCGCCGCUGCCCUCUCCGGCUUUCCCGCCGCCCCUUCCCCAGCGACCCGGCCCCUUCCCUGGGGCGUCCGCCCCCUUCCUCCAGCCUCCGCUGGCUCUGCAGCCCCGCGCGCCAGCCGAGGCCUCCCGCGGCGGCGGUGGUGGCGGUGGUGGCGCCUUUUUCCCGGUGCCACCCCCACCGCUGCCGCCGCCGCCGCCGCCUCAGUGCCGGCCCUUCCCGGGGCCGGACGCCGUCGAGCGUCCACGGCCACCGCCUCCAGGCCCCGGGCCGCCCUGGAGCCCGCGCUGGGCCGAGGCGCCGCCGCCGCCGCUGCCUCCCGACGUGCUCGGAGACGCGGCCCUGCAGCGCCUGCGUGAUCGGCAGUGGCUGGAGGCGGUGUUCGGGAACCCCCGGCGGCCCGGCGGCCUCCGGACCCCGCGCACACCCGCCGGGCCCAGCCUGGGCGAAGUCCGCGCGCGGUUGCGUUCCGCUUUGCGUUUGGUGCGGCGGCUACGCAGCUUGGGGCAGUCCCUGCGCGAGGCUGAAGCCGACGGAGCGGCCUGGGCCUCCCUGCACGCUCAGGCGGCGCCACUGCGAGCGGAGCUAGCGGAGCGGCUGCAGCCGCUGGCCCAGGCCGCCUAUGUGGGCGAAGCGCGACGGAGGCUGGAGAGGGUUCGGCGCCGCCGGCUGCGGCUUCGUGAGAGGGCCCGGGAUCGGGAGGCCGAACGGGAGGCGGAGGCCGCGCAGGCCACGGAACGGGAGCAGGAGAUUGACCGCUGGAGGGUGAAGUGCGUGCAGGAAGUGGAGGAAAAAAAGCGGGAGCAGGAACUUAAAGCAGCUGCUGAUGGGGUCUUAGCUGAAGUAAGGAAAAAACAAUCAGACACCAAAAGGAUGGUGGACAUUCUGCGUGCUUUAGAGAAGCUGAGGAAACUGAGGAAAGAAGCCGCAGCAAGGAAAGGUAAGGGCAGCUUGUACUCACCAACCGGUUGUCGCUACGCCUCGGCCUCCUGUGUAGGUCACACUUCUGUGACCUCACUGAGGGCUUAUGAGUUCCCACUCGCUCACCUCUUACAGCCAUUCCGGCAGUAUUACCUCCAGGCUGAGCACUCCUUGCCUGCGCUCAUUCAGAUAAGGCAUGAUUGGGAUCAGUACCUGGUACCGUCUGAUCAUCCGAAAGGCAACUCGGUUCCCCAAGGAUGGGUCCUUCCUCCACACCCCAGCAACGACAUCUGGGCAACGGCCAUUCAGCUGCAUUAAGAUGCUUCAGGAGUGUGGUCCAGCGGGCAAGCACUGCAGCUCUAGAUAUUAGAGAUGCUGUCGUCUCACGCUGUAGUCUUCUGCACAACUUAACUCUAUGUGGUGUUGUCCUAGCUGGAAAGCCUGCUUCUUUUGUUCUCUGCCCUAGGCGGGGGUGCCUCUGGAGCCAGAGAUUCAUAAGGUUCUUCUGGGAAGGGUCGAGAUGAACUGAGGUUAUUAGCAUGGGCUGUAGCCUUGGCUCACUAAAUCUGCCUCUGUUUUGAGAGGCUUGGUUUAAUGUGGCCUGCUCACUUGCUCUAGGUUUGUUGUAUAAUGGUGGGUAAGUAAGGCAGCACACUUGGUUACUGCUUGAAGGUAUUCAUUGAGUAGAGUUAGCAGCUACUGUUCCUUAUCUUCCCACACCACCUGCCCUCCGGCUCCCAGGAGCACCUACAGUUUCCAGUUUUAGUGCAGUGUGGGAGGCUGCUACUGAGAAAGAUGGGGUGGGGGCUGCCAGGAUCACUGAUGGCUUAGAAAACUUGAAGAGUUAACCAGAACCAGGGUGGCUUGUGCUCUGACAGACAGUGCCUGUUUUCCUCAUGAAAGUGCCAGUGCAAAAGUUGUGAGGGAUCUAGGCCUCCAAGAAUAGAAACUUAUUUCCCUGUGGGACUGUAAUCUCUGUCACAUGAUAGGGGCUGGAUAGCUCAAGUUUCUAAAAACAUGUCAUAAAAGUCGGGAAAAGAGCAAAUAUGAAAGAUAAAUUUUAUUUUUAUAUUCAUUAAUAAGUGCUGUUGUACAUGGACAUGAUCAGUCAUAGGUUUUUGUUUUGCCUUAUUCUGGGUUAUGUUAUUUAAUUUCCUAAAAGCUGAAUAAAUACCAUUUUUGCUUUUUUGUUUGA
Messenger RNA from Mus pahari (shrew mouse), 2251 nucleotides. It is a transcript of the gene Pdcd7, whose product is annotated as programmed cell death 7. The coding region runs from base 52 to 1374 and encodes 440 amino acids. NCBI's taxonomy places the organism in Eukaryota, Metazoa, Chordata, Mammalia, Rodentia, Muridae. The transcript is spliced from 4 exons. The record is from RefSeq and is a predicted model, not a curated record.